AUGAAGCCUGGUACUAGAUCCAACAUCUUAAACAUGCCAUACGAAAAGCCCAAAUUUAUGAGCAUAGAACAAAUGUUUGAUUUUAACUAUUCACUGCGAGAUCGAGGGACGGAUUCUGACAAUGAUUCCGAGGAUUCCAAAAGUAGUUUUGAUUUCAAUGCACGGGGGGACAACAUAUUUACCGAAGAUGAGGAAGAAGGCGAUAUCAUGGGGGUUGAACCCCCGACUCCUAUUGUUUCUGGAACUGAAGUUUUUACACAGGUGGAUCCUAAAGACCUUCAAAGUAAAAUAAUCAAUGCAGUCAACGCGAUUGACAUUUAUGAAAUAUUCCAGACACCUAAAUCCUCAUCAAAACUUCUGGCUGAAAUAAGUCACCAAGUAUUGAGCAUUUUUAACAAAAGCCCGCUAGAGCUUAUUCCUGAAAAGGUUAUGCUAAAUGAACAAUUAAAAAGGAAAGCCCAGUUAUAUCUACUGCCAGAUAACAAUGAGUUAUUUGCAACUUAUGGAGAUUUGGGAGAAACAGGGUUUAAUAUCUUAAAAGAUUAUCUGGCAUCCAAAUAUCAGUACAGUGAUUUGAUAAGAGAAAAAACCAAGCUGGUACAGAUUUGGGAAAACAAAUCUUUCAUGGACCCUGCGCCGUACCUAUGGUGGUGGUCAUUGUUUUGUACCAAUGUUGUUUUUCAUAUAUUUUGUCUUGAAGUCAAUGUUCAUCUUAUUAGGCAAUUGAAAAGCCCUCAGGAUGUUUCUCUAGACGAUGCUUAUGACAUUGUUCGCAACAAAUCUUUACAGAAUGAAUCGGAUACAGAUCCUGACGUCGAGAGUAAUGGACUUCCAAGCAAAAGACGUAAGCAAAAUUAG
Molecule: messenger RNA, 858 nt
Organism: Magnusiomyces paraingens
Lineage: Eukaryota; Fungi; Ascomycota; Dipodascomycetes; Dipodascales; Dipodascaceae
Exons: 1
Coding region: 1-858 (285 amino acids)
Source: RefSeq, a predicted model, not a curated record